Messenger RNA from Trypanosoma theileri, 315 nucleotides. RefSeq lists its product as uncharacterized. NCBI's taxonomy places the organism in Eukaryota, Euglenozoa, Kinetoplastea, Trypanosomatida, Trypanosomatidae. Bases 1 to 315 code for a protein of 104 amino acids. The record is from RefSeq and is a predicted model, not a curated record. The transcript has a single exon.
AUGUUUGCUAGUAAACCCCUCACCGUAGCGGAGGCGGAGCGGGUGUGUCGCUGGUACUUCCGCGCUGGUUUCGCCGGUCUGCCGUUGUUGUGGUUUGCGGUGUGGCUUUCCUUCCGCCGCCGUGCGGAGUCGAGUGCUGUGAUUGCGUGGUACACCACCACUUCGCUGUGGCUGAGCAUUAUCGCCGGCCUGCUGUUGAUUGCAUGGUACGUGGGGGCAUUGCUGCUGUUGCCGAGAUCGAGUGCACUCUUUGUGAUUCCACCCUUCUCGGAUGUCUGGCAGUCCGGCUACUAUGCGGUUUCAACACCACGAUGA